GUUCCUACCCGGACCUAAAUAUUGUUGCACACGAAACAGGCAUGGCGUCCUUCACUCAGAGGCAUAAGUGACAUACAUUUAUCCAUUUGCCCUUUCGUAUCUAUUAGACGUUGUUUUAUGUAGGUAUAGAAAUAUUCUUUACAAUGGCGACCAGGACCGUGUGUCAAGUUCUCCAGCGCCGCUUUGCAACCUCAGCAGCAGCUGUGCGUGCGCCGGCCACCGAGGUCCGCGGCCAGCGCAAUGGCGUCUUCUCCAGAGAGCAGGCCAGGCAGAGAGCUCUGUACCCCCGCAUCGAGAAGAUAGAGGUGUCCAUGCAGGGCCCUGGGCUGGAUGGUACACUGCUCAUCAUGAACAGAGGAAUGUCCACUCCACUGAGCUGUGCCAGACAUCUGACAGAGCAUCACCUGACCAACUCGGCUCUGGCCCUGGUGGACGGGGAACCGUGGUCUCUUCACCAGCCCCUCACCCACUCCUGCUCACUCACUCUGCUCACAUUUAAAGACAGUGAUCCAACUCUGGUCAACCAGGCCUAUUGGCGUUCCUGUGCUGCCUUGCUAGGCCAGGUGCUGGAGACUGCUUUCAAAGACGACUUUACUGUGGAGCUGCUCAACACACCAGAGGUGCCAGUCACUUUAGGGGCUUUCUGCUGUGAUGUGGUGCUCGACCCUCAGCUGGACUCAUGGACUCCCUCCGAGGAGUCGUUGCGGUCUCUGACCCGAGGGGCCCAGCAGCUGAUCCACCAGGACCUGGCUUGGGAGCCUCUGGAGGUGGUGCCCUCUGUGGCGCUGGAGAUCUUCUCACACAGCAGGUGUAAACAGGAAGAGGUGGAACAGAAGGCAGCGCAGAGUCCCAAAGGCACAGUGAUGCUCCACAGAUGUGGUGACCAUGUGCUGCUGAGUGCGGGCCCCCUGGUGGCCAGGACAGGCCUGUGCUCCCAGUACGAGGUGACGGCCGUCCACAGCCUGGGACAGGGACCCUGGGGCCUCCAGCGUCGGGCACAGGGCCUCUCCCUGCCUCUGCAGCUGCAGGCUCACCACACGGUCUGGAGGAAACUGAGGCAGCGGGCAGAGAAAAUGGUGGAGGUGCCCACCACUGAAGAAGUGAAUCGACUCUCUCCUCCUGACUCAACGCCACCUCGGACCAGCCAGUAACAACCUCUGUGUAACCUUCAACACACACAUGCACACUUUCACAUUGUAUUAUUUGUUCAAUAAAUGUGUAAAACAUAUGUGACAAAUCGA
Molecule: messenger RNA, 1241 nt
Organism: Perca fluviatilis (European perch)
Lineage: Eukaryota; Metazoa; Chordata; Actinopteri; Perciformes; Percidae
Gene: mrpl39
Product: mitochondrial ribosomal protein L39
Exons: 10
Coding region: 144-1151 (335 amino acids)
Cellular component (GO): mitochondrion
Molecular function (GO): nucleotide binding; RNA binding
Source: RefSeq, a predicted model, not a curated record